AUGACGCACAAGACGAAAGUCUCGAAGGUUGAUAUUUUCAUUGAUCGAGGAGGUACCUUCACAGAUUGCAUUGGCAUUCCCCAAGCGGAUGGCCAGGCUGAUAUCGUGAUAAAGCUUUUAUCUGUGGAUCCAGUCAACUAUGCAGACGCGCCAACAGAAGGGAUUCGUCGAAUACUGGAGCUCUUCACAGGCGAGAAACAUGCUCGAGAUCUUCCACUAAGUACGGAGCACAUUGGGAUAAUUCGGAUGGGAACGACGGUCGCAACCAAUGCUUUGCUGGAAAGAAAGGGAGAAAAGUCCGCGCUUCUAAUCACGAAAGGCUUCCGCGAUGCAUUAGAGAUCGGGUAUCAGGCGCGGCCCAAACUAUUCGACCUCGCAGUGAAAAAGCCCGAUGUUCUUUACUCGGAGGUUAUCGAAGUGGAUGAACGUGUUACUAUGGAGGACGCAGCCAAGGACCCAUUUCCGGCUGGGUCAAUUGACAUCAUAGCUGAUCCGGCGCUACGAGUUGGCCAAAGUGGGGAUAUAAUUCGUGUUCUGGAGGACUUGGACCUUGAAAGUACGAGGAGGUCACUGGAAACCUUACGCCAGAGGGAUUUCAAAAGCAUUUGUAUAUGCUUGGCACACAGCUACAGUUUUCCCGACCAUGAAAAUGCCAUCCGUGAUAUGGCCAAGAAGAUGGGAUUCUCUAAUGUCUCCACUUCGUCGAAUCUCAUUCCUAUGGUCAAGCUGAUCUCGCGUGGUAUGAGUGCAACGGCAGAUGCGUACCUUACGCCGGAAAUCAAUCGUUACAUCCAUAAUUUCAAACAAGGCUUUCAGGGCAACCUGGCAAGUACCCGUUGCCAAUUCAUGCAGAGCGACGGGGGGUUAUCCGAUAUAACCCAGUUUUCUGGUCUCCGAGCUAUUUUGUCCGGCCCAGCAGGAGGUGUCGUGGGAUAUGCCAGCACGAUGUGGCAUCCGGAUGAACGAAUCCCUCUGACCCAUGUCUUCGAAACCACAACAGCCGGGGUCACGAUCCAAUCUCCUCAGCUUGAUAUCAGUACGGUAGCUGCAGGUGGUGGCAGCAUCCUAGCAUGGAGAAACGGCUUGUUCACAGUGGGCCCAGAGAGUGCCUCAGCCCAUCCUGGCCCGGCGUGUUAUCGCAAAGGGGGGCCACUGACUGUCACCGAUGCCAAUUUGUUUCUCGGCCGCAUCCUCCCAGAUUAUUUCCCCUCGAUAUUUGGACCAACAGAAGACCUCCCGUUGGACUACGAGAUCACACAACGGAAAUUCAUUCAGCUUACCGAAGCCAUCAAUGCUGAAAUUGAAGGCGAAAAGACUCCAGAAGAAGUGGCUUUGGGGUUUUUAGAAGUCGCCAAUGAAACGAUGUGUCGGCCGAUCCGCGCGAUAGUGGAAGGAAAAGGGUAUCAGGCCUCAGCUCACAAGCUUGCGGUUUUUGGGGGAGCCGGUGGCCAACAUGCAUGUUCAAUCGGCCGGAAUCUUGGAAUACAAACCGUUGUGAUUCACAAAUAUUCAAGCAUCCUGUCAGCGUAUGGGAUGGCGCUUGCCAGCAUCGUCCAAGAAGUACAAGAGCCAUCGUCGAUGACUCUGAGCUCAUCUUCUAUGGUAGAGAUAUUGAAAAGAUUUGAAGCGCUGAAACAUAGUGCUCACGAAGGUCUUCGACGACAGGGAGUAACAUCUAAAAACAAGAUUAUGAUGCAGCCCUUCCUCAACCUCCGAUACGAAGGGACAGAUACUCAGAUGAUGGUUGCUUUGCCCAAAGACGGUGAUUUCAAGCACGCCUUCGAACAGAUGCAUUUGCGCGAAUUCACAUUCUUGUUGCCCUUCAAGAAUAUUAUUGUUGAUGAUAUCCGCAUCAGAGCGGUUGCUGAAGAAUACCAGCGACCCUCGACAAACCUAGAGCAGGGAGUUCGACCUACCAAGAUAUAUUCGCCUACGGUGGUCGAGAAGCCCCAACAAGUUUACUUCGCGUCCACAGGAUGGACCGAUACGCCAAUUUAUCUCCUGAAGGAUCUCAACCCCGGUCAUUAUGUCGAAGGACCCGCUAUCAUCAUCGACAAUACGCAGACGAUUGUCGUGACACCUUUCGCGUCUAUGACAGUUUUGGAGGAUCACAUCAUCUUAGAUGUUUCCACCGAAGGCAGUCCUUCUACGGCAAAUGAAGCAGGCAUCCGAGAAGCAGACCCCGUCAAGCUUUCUGUUUUCGGACACAGGUUCAUGUCGAUCGCUGAGCACAUGGGAAAGACGCUGCAAAAGACAGCCGUGAGCAUUAACAUCAAGGAAAGACUAGACUUUUCUUGUGCUAUUUUUGGGCCGAACGGCGACCUUGUGGCUAAUGCACCUCAUGUGCCCGUUCAUCUGGGAAGCAUGGCUUACGCCGUCAAAUAUCAGCAUGAAAACUUUGGCAAGUCUCUUCAGCCAGGAGACGUGCUUGUGUCCAAUCAUCCAAUCGCUGGAGGGACUCACUUGCCAGAUAUCACUGUGAUUACACCUGUAUUUGCUCCAGAUGGCGGAGAGAUCAUCUUUUACACUGCCUCUCGCGGCCAUCACAGGGAUAUCGGAGGGUUUGAAGGCAUAUCGGGCAAUGCUAAUGCCACUGACAUAUGGCAAGAGGGUGCCAGUAUCAUCAGUUUCAAACUUGUCUCAAACAGUAUUUUCGACGAAGAAGGGGUUCGGAAGAUUCUGAUCGAUGAGCCCGCCCAGUAUGCGGACUGUGUUGGGACAUCAAGUAUUAAUGACAAUCUUUCGGACCUUCGGGCCCAGGUGGCAGCGAACGCGAAAGGUGCAGCACUGAUUCGAGCGCUCUUCGAAGAGCAUCCUCGGGAAGUCGUACAAUUUUACAUGGAUCGCAUCCAAGCCAAUGCAGAAAUAGCAGUGAGAAAGUUUCUUCAAAAGACUGCAUUGCGUAUUGGGAAUAAACAGCUCAAAGCAGUGGAUUCGCUCGACAAUGGCAGUCGCAUUCACUUGGAAAUCCGGAUCAAUGCAGAUGGGAGCGCGACUUUCGACUUCACAGGAACUGGACCGGAAGUCAUCGGCAACAAUAAUGCACCAAAAAGCAUCUGUCUAUCGGCAAUUAUCUACUCUCUCCGAUGUUUGAUAAAUGAGGAUAUCCCGUUGAACCAAGGCUGUUUGUCUUCUAUUGAAGUUAUCAAUCCCGAGGGCUCUAUUCUGAAUCCCAGCGAGCAUGCUGCUGUCUACGCGGGUAACACUCAGACAAGUCAGCGAAUAGUGGACGUUAUACUAAAGUGCUUUGAGGCAUGUGCUGCUAGCAAUGGUUGUAUGAGCAGUGUGGGAUUCUUCGGCGGUCGGGAUAGGAAACCUGGCGAUGGGUAUGCAUUUGCAUACGGUGAGACAAUUGGUGGUGGAUCUGGCGCUGGCCCCAGCUGGCAUGGUGCUAGUGGGGUUCAUUGCCAUAUGACCAACACUCGGAUCUCCGAUGUAGAGAUUCUAGAGAAAAGAUAUCCUGUUCUUCUGCGAGAAUUCUCUCUUCGAUAUGGCUCUGGCGGCAAAGGACAAUUUGCCGGUGGGGAUGGGCUGGUGCGUGUGAUAGAAUGUAGGGACCCUUUGACAUUUUCUAUGAUUUCUGAAAGACGAGCCACGCAGCCAUACGGAAUGAAGGGGGGGCAGAAGGGAGCUUCAGGGGAGAAUCUCAUUUCCAAGAAACUUCCGAAUGGGAAGAGGCGAAUCAUGAGCCUUGGACCGCGUGGACUGGUCAAACUGGAGGCAGGGGAUCAGUUUAUUAUCAAAACCCCCGGGGGUGGGGGCUGGGGUGCUGGACGAGACAAGUUUGAAGGAGAGCUUGACGGGUCAAGCUGA
This is a messenger RNA of Penicillium chermesinum, 3813 nucleotides long. RefSeq lists its product as uncharacterized. Gene Ontology annotation, molecular function: 5-oxoprolinase (ATP-hydrolyzing) activity. The coding region runs from base 1 to 3813 and encodes 1270 amino acids. The transcript is spliced from 10 exons. Gene Ontology annotation, biological process: glutathione metabolic process. Lineage: Eukaryota; Fungi; Ascomycota; Eurotiomycetes; Eurotiales; Aspergillaceae. The record is from RefSeq and is a predicted model, not a curated record. Gene Ontology annotation, cellular component: cytosol.